AUGCCUGGAUCGGAUGCGAGCAAUGAAGAUGUGCUGGCCCUGCUCCCGAAACAUACGGACUUCUCCGAGGAGGAGGAGGAAGAAGAGGCAGCCCCCUCCCAGGCCGCCUCCCACUACAGCCACCUCCCCCAGCACCAGCCUCGGGUCCCGCUCCCACUGCCCCACACGGAAGGGGCCUCCCCCCAGCGAAGAUCGUCCAGCCGCACUGCCGCCAUCCCGCGAAUAAACCUGAACAAGCUGGACAUCAACGCCCUGCGACGAUAUCGCACGCUGCACGGCCUGCCGGGCAUAGGGCCCCACACCUCCAAGGACCAGCUGGUGGUGGCAGUGGCCGAACACCUCAGCGCCCAAACCAUGGACGAGAUGGCGGUGCUGGAGAAAUUCAGGGAGCGGGCCAAGCGAUACAAAGCGCUGUGA
Auxenochlorella protothecoides is the source of this 417-nucleotide messenger RNA. RefSeq lists its product as hypothetical. Gene Ontology annotation, biological process: regulation of DNA-templated transcription. The coding region runs from base 1 to 417 and encodes 138 amino acids. Lineage: Eukaryota; Viridiplantae; Chlorophyta; Trebouxiophyceae; Chlorellales; Chlorellaceae. The record is from RefSeq and is a predicted model, not a curated record. Gene Ontology annotation, cellular component: histone deacetylase complex. Gene Ontology annotation, molecular function: transcription coregulator activity; protein binding. The transcript is spliced from 2 exons.